Conger conger (European conger) is the source of this 7208-nucleotide messenger RNA. It is a transcript of the gene ncoa6, whose product is annotated as nuclear receptor coactivator 6. Gene Ontology annotation, cellular component: histone methyltransferase complex; nucleus; transcription regulator complex. The record is from RefSeq and is a predicted model, not a curated record. Gene Ontology annotation, biological process: positive regulation of transcription by RNA polymerase II. The coding region runs from base 292 to 6900 and encodes 2202 amino acids. NCBI's taxonomy places the organism in Eukaryota, Metazoa, Chordata, Actinopteri, Anguilliformes, Congridae. The transcript has 15 exons.
UUAUGCUCCGAGCAGUUUUGAGUUUGAAAAUGAAGCUUGGAAGAUAUGCAUUGUAAAAACAAACAUAUGGGAAUGUUGCGGUAUUGUAGAUAUGGAAGUUAAAUAUGUCAAAUGCCGCCAUACCUUCAGCUCAUUGGGUAGAUUGUCAAUGUUAGUGAGCUAGCUAGCGAACUAGCUACUCUGCGAAAUGGUUUAGCUACGCAAGGAAAUGCGCGAUUGCCAACCAAGUCGCUAAAUGUCAUUUAGGUGGUUUCGCUGCAUCGGCUUCAUCUGAAGUGCAUCGGAUCGACAAUGUCAUACCACUCUUGCUGCCCUUUACAAGGAGCCAUGGUGCACCGACAGGGACAGGGACAGGCUUCGACUCAGUCUUUGAUUGGGGAAGCAACCCUCACGGGUGAUCCCAAAGCAGAGGACUCUGGAGUGGAGGAUGAGGACAGCAACCAUGGAAACAACUUUCCCUGUCGAUCCCUGGCCCAGUUGGAAGUCUCUACCGUUUUCAUUGCCUUCCAGGGAACUAUGGAUGAUGAUGAUUUCCAAGAGAAAUUGGACAACAUCUUAAGUAAUGUCCCUGAUAUGUUGGAACUAGACUCCGAGAGGCUGCAGCCCAAAAACGUGGAGCCCUGGAACAGUGUCCGCGUCACUUUCAAUAUUCCACGAGAUGCUGCAGAUCGCUUGCGUCUCCUGGCACAGAACAACCACCAGCAGCUGCGUGAUCUGGGAAUACUGUCUGUCCAGAUUGAGGGGGAAGGUGCUAUAAAUGUGGCCAUGGUGCAAAACAGAGGUCAGGAGGUCAGGGUGAAUGGACCACUUGCUGCAGCCAAUCAGAUGAGGAUGGAUGUGGGUUUCCCAAUGCAACAAGGCCCUGGAGGUUUGCGGAUGAACAACCCCUCAGUUCCAAUGGGGCCCCAAGGCCCAGGCAUGUCGGGUCAGGUUAUGGUUGCAGGGGUCAGCGGGCAGAUUCAGACAAGGGCUCCCCGACCUCCUUCCCAGACUGACUCGUUGGACCCUAUGCUGUCAGGCCUGGCCAUGCAGCAGCAAGUUCAACAUCCACAGCCUCCCCAUGGCCCAGCACCCAUGCCUCCACAGGGUCACCACAUUCAGGCCAUGCAGGCCAGUCGCCAGCUCAACCCAGCCACUCUGCAGCAGCUCCAGCAUCAGCAGGCUCAGCUUGCUCAGCUAGGUGGUGCUCGUCCCCCAUUUAACCAAAAUCAGAUGCCUGUCCCUACUGGAUGGAACCAGCUGCCCUCUGGGGUCUUGCAGCCCCCUCCAGCCCAAGGCCCCAUGGGUACAGCCUGGAGAAAGGGCCCCCCACAUGCUCAGAUGGCACCACGUCCUUCUUUGGCAACAGUCCAGACUCCAAGCCAUCCUCCACCUCCAUACCCUUUUGGCAGCCAGCAAGCCGGUCAGGUCUUCAACACUAUGGGGCAGCAGCAGCAGCAACAACAGCAGCAGCAACAACCAGGAAAUCCUCAGUUUGCAGCACCCCAGCCAAAAGGGCUCCAGGGACCUCAAGGGUUGGGUGGGCCAAGGGGGCCUCCUCCUCCUUCGCCCCAGGCGGCUCAGCAGGGCCACCUCACUGCUAAGUCCCCGGUUUCUUCCCCUUCUCCCUUCCAACAAGGUUCUCCUGGAACUCCCCCGAUGAUUGGGCAGAACCAGGGCCCACUGGGCCCCCGUUCCACCACGCCUCAGGGUUUUCCUCAAGCUGUAAGCUCUCCAGGCAGGGCGGUGCUGGGACAGCAAGGGAAUGUGCAAUCUGGAUUCAUGGUUAUGUCCCAGCAGGGUCAAGUCCCCCACUCUGGAAUGGGAGGUAUGUCCAAACGUCUCUCCUUGGGGUUCCCAAAUGCACAAGCCAAUCAGAACUUCAUACAAGGCCAGGUGACACCCAGCCCAGCAGGAACUCCUGUGUCAAGCACCAAUUCCCAGUUGCAGAGUAGCAACAUUCAACAUGCAGGUGUUCAGCCCUCUACUUCAGGACCAAACCACAUGCAGGGGUCCCAUGGUCAGCCUAAUUCUAUUCAGACCAACAUGAUGGGCAUUCACAGUGGUGUGGCUAACCAACCCCCGGGAACCACUGCUGCAGGGAACAUAGGUCCAUCCUCACAGGGCGUCCAGCCUCAGAUGAUGGGAAUGCAGCACCAGCCCAUCUCCUCUUCCCCUAGUCAGAUGGUACAAGGCCAAGGCGGGGGUCAGACAGUUCUAUCCAGGCCACAGCUCGUCAACCAGGGACAAAUGCUGAUGGGUGGCCAAAGCAUGGGCCCACAACGAGGGAUGACGCCUCCUAAGCAGAUGAUGCCCCAGCAGGGUCAGGCAAUGAUGCAGGGACAUGGCCAGCUUGGUGGAACCCAGGGGCACCAGGCAAUGUUGCAGCAGCAGAACGCAAUGAUGGAGCAGAUGAUGGCCAGUCAGAUGCAAGGAAACAAGCAGGCCUUUGGGGCUAAAGGUCAGGCUGCUGUCAUGCAGGGGCAGAUGAUGCGGGGCCCUUCACCAAAUGUGCAGGGUAACCUGGCCCAAUUCCAGACUCAAGUUGUUCAGCAACAGCCACAGCAGCAACAACAACAACAACAGCAGCAGCAACAACAACAGCAGCAGCAGCAGCAACAACAACAGCAGCAGCAGCAACAACAACAACAACAGCAGCAGCAGCAUCUGCAACAGCAACAUCAGCAACAUCAGCAGCAACAGCAACAACCCCAGCAAGUUCCAAUGAAUGGUAAUCCUAACCAGGCCAUGGGCCUCCAUGGACCACAAAUGCGGCUUCCAGGAGGCCACCAUUUGGUUCAGCAGCAGCAACUUCAGCAGCAGCAACUACAACAGCAGCAGCAACAAAAACAACAGCAACAAGUUGUUCAGCAACUGCAGCAACAACAGCAGCAGCAUUCCCAGCAGCUUGGAGAUGCCAGCGGAGGCACUGGCGAAAUGGCCCUACAGCAGAUGCUCCCUGAAAUACAGGCCCAGCAGCAGCAGAUGAUGGUGGGUAGUCAGCACAUGCAGGUGGGAAAUGGUCACUUCCCUGCCCCCGGGAUGCCCUUCAACCCCCAGUUUGGUGGACAGAUGGGUAUGGGAGGCCCAUGUCCUCAGGGAGGCAAUUUCCCCGGAAACAAAGAUGUUACCCUCACAAGCCCCCUGCUGGUCAACCUGCUGCAGAGUGACAUUUCGGCUAGUCAGUUUGGUCCUGGUGGAAAACAGGGAGGUGCCAACCAGGUCAAGCCCAAGAAAAAGAAGCCCCCACGUAAGAAGAAGGCCAAAGGAAAUGGAGGACUGGUGGGAGAGCAAUCUGACCACAUUAUGAGUGGUCUUGAUGUGCAGCCCCCUGGACUGGAGGACCCUGAGGCACAGGGCUUGAGUGGGGAUCAAGGAGCUGGAAUGGACCCGAUUGGCCAAAAACUGUCAGAAUUCAACAAUAGGCCCACAGGGUUUCCAGGUCAGCCAGGAGACCAAAGGGCCCUGCAGCAAAUGCCAGUUCAGUUCAUACCGCAGCAACAACAGCAGCAGCAACAGAUGCAGAGCAUGCAGGUACCACCGGGCCAGGCAGGGAUGAUUCCCCAAGGUCAGCCCCAGAUCCAUCCACAUCAGUUACAGCUACAGCAGCAACAACAACAGCAACACCACCACCAGCAACAACAACCACAACACCAGCAACAACAGCAACAUCAGCAACAACAGCAACAGCAGCAGCAACAACAACAACAACAACAGCAGCAGCAGCAGCAGCAUAUGAUGAUGAUGCUCAUGAUGCAGGAACAAGCUAAGAACAGGAUGCCCGUGUCACAGGGUGGGCAAACACCCAGGGGCCUCUUAAAUCCAGCAGAUGGACAGAAAAUGCCUGUUUCUCAGCCAGGCAGCAUGCCGGUGAUGAUCAAUCUGCAGGGGCAUGGUGGUGUCCCACCUUCCCCAGAAAAGGCUAGGGGAGGCCCCCUCAUGGUCAAUCCUCAAUUAGCUGGCAGUGCUAGGAGGAUGCCAGUCCCUGAUGGGCUCCAGGGAGGUCCACCACUGAGCUCAGAGGAAGGCCCUGGCAUGCACAUCAUGCAGGAAAGAACAGCCCAUGAAAUGGUUCAACAGACUGGCAACACUGCUCCCCAGCUGGUCCUCAACCAAGGUCCUAACCCACACCUGAUGAAGUCAGGGCCUUCACCUGUCCCGCAACAUCAGGGGGCAAGCCCUCAGCAACAGCAACAGCUCCAGCCCCAGCAAGCAGGUCCCAUGCCAGUCUCACAUGGCCUCCAUUUUCCUAGCGUCCCCACCACCUCGCAAAGCUCCCGACCUAAGACGCCCAAUCGAGCCAGCCCCAAAGCAUACCACCACCCGCUCACUCCAACAAAUCGCCCUCCCAGCACAGAACCUUCAGAAAUCAGUCUGUCCCCUGAAAGAUUAAAUGCAUCCAUUGCUGGGCUCUUUCCACCCAAGAUAAACAUUCCCCUACCUCCCAGGCAGCCUAAUCUGAAUCGUGGUUUUGACCAACAGGGUCUCAAUCCUACAACCCUGAAAGCGAUUGGACAGGCACCACCCAAUCUGACUUCUUUAACAAAUAAUAACAACAGUGGACAACAGGCAUUCUCCACAGGUAACAGCACAGCAGCUGCAAGUGGGAAAAUUGAUAAGCAUCCCACGGGUGGCCCAACAAAAAGAACCAGUCCAGGAAACAGUAGGCGACCCAGCCCAGCCUUGAGCCGCAAGACCACACCCAGCCCGGGGAGGCAGAAAGGAGCCAAGAUUGCCCUCACCUCUCCCCCACACCAGCAAGCCAUAGUCAACCCUCAAAACAUCAUGGUUAAUCCAUCUCAUGUCCUCUCUAGCCCUGUUGCUAUUUCGCCAGCUCAGCUGGACCUACAGCAGGCUCAGAUCCCUUUACAAGGUAUCACCCCUGAAAUGAGUCAAGUGACCUCUGUAGAGCAGCGCCAAAUGGUCCAGUCUCAAAGAGAUUCUCCACUGGCAAAGAUGACUAGCUUGCAUGUUUCUCAGGAGCUUAAAGUUGUGAUGGAAGAACCAGCAAGAGUGGAUGCAUCUGUGACAGAGAAGGUCCAGGCCCAGGUGCCAGCCCAGCAGGAACCUAAAUGUGAUUCUUCACUUGUACUCAGGGAUGCCCCAACCUCUCUAAAUCAAUUGCUUGACAGUUCCUGUGCUUCAACUACCCCCCUGAAACAAACCCAGGACAGUUUCCUCGAAGGAAAUCAGAGCCAGGGGGAGAGCCCUCGUCUCCCCACCGACCCAGAGACCCAACGGAAUUCAAGCACUUCUCAGAGCUCUGAAAUUUGUGUUCCCUCUUUGCCGAACGACCCAGAGCUGAAAUCUAAGCUCAGUCCAAUGCCAAGUCCAAAAUUUAACCCAAAUAUCAGCCCCAAUCUAAAGAUUAACGUUAGUCCUAAUACAACCUUUAGUUCUAGUCCUAACUCAAAUGUCAGUCCCAAUCCCACCAUGAACCCCAACUCUGGCCCUAACUCCUUGGCAAAUGUAUCUGCAGUCUUGCAGAGGGCUUCUUCGUCUGCCACUAUCUCUCCCAACCAGAUCACCGUCUUUGUCACUUCCAACCCUCUAAGUUCAUCCACCACAACCUCCCACGUAGCCCCUGCUUUGGUUUCAACUGUUGUUACUCUUCCUAAUAAAAACAUCAGGUCUCAGGAGGGGCGGCAGACGUCCGCUCCAGCUGGUGCGAACACUCGCCCUGCUCAGUUCCUCACCACCCCAAUGUUCAUCAAUUCCAUCUUUCAAGUUCCUGCCUCUUCGAUGCCUCCCAACACAAAUGUAAUGUCCCAGCCAGGAAACAUGGUGGGGCCAAUUCAAAUGUCAACAAACAUACAAGUCACACCCGCAGCCACCACAACCCAGGUCUCCCCAGUUAACACGUCCAACAGCCAAGCCAGUCGUGCAGUUGUUGGGCAGGUUCAGAGGUCCUCAAGCCAGGCAACUCCCAUGGGUUCUCUACCCCAGCCUCCUCAACAGCUACUCUCUGGAACCAUGAAGCAGGAUUGCAGCUCUGCCGAGACACCUGUGCUGAAGUCGAGCCCUGUUAGUCAACCAUCUCCCCGCCACAGUGUUGCUACUUCUUCCCCCUUCUCCCAACCCCUAGCAUCACCUCCUGUGUGCUCCAGCCCAGGAACUGCCGUUAGUGCGCGGGGAAGCCCUCUGUCCCCUACAGCUACUUCUGCCAAGGGUAAACCAGGGCAAGAACCUGUCUCAAAGAGAGGCACAACUGGGUCUGACCCUCUGCAGAAGGCUAGUGACCAGCCCCUAGAGGUCAGAGCACAGCCAGAGCAAGCUUCUGGAAGCACAGCCCCUCUGGAGGCAGUGGAUCGAACUGUGGCCACAGCCCCUGUAAAACCCGUCAGUUCUUCCAUCUCUACGCCAGCCCCUGUCCAUGUUCCCACUCCUUCUGUUUAUUCUCCAACUGCCCCAACAAAACCUGGACCGCCCAACCCAUCGGAUGGCUCUCUGGCAACAGCAACACCACCUGACCCCUUGGGGGGACAGAACCCCCCCAUAGUGAUGGAGAUCAGCAUGCCAGCUCCACAGAAUGAUGCACCUGAAGCCGUGGGAUUGCCAGAGAGCAGCCAGAGUGCUGUGUCUGUUCAGUCUGAACCUCCACAGCAAGAAGGACCUAUUUGUGAGAAAACUGGAGGUGAAACGGCUACUGUAACUGAGCGGGGAUGGGUAAAGAAAAGAAAGACGCCCGUCAGCCUUGUCCAAAGGGCUGCCCCAGAGAAGGUGAAAGGCCCGAGCCGACGCAGUUCGCGAGCAGAGAAGGAGUCCGAAGAAGGGGCCACAGUUGCACUGGAUGCAUCUGACAAUGGGCAGAGGAAAAGGACAGCAAGGCCUGGAUCCGCCUCCUCCACCAUUGCCACCACUGUCAAAGAUGCAAACACUGGGGCCAGUCCUACACAGGCCAAGCGAAGGAAAUCAAAAUGACACCUGUACUAUUAACCUGUGAAUUGUAAAUGUUUGUGAAUUAUUUUAUUGCCUUUUCCAUGUGUUUUUUAAUGGAUUAACCAUGUACAGAUAAUUGUUUUAAUAAGAAAUAUGAUAUUGGUGUUUGUCUCCCGCUGCAAUGUGAGGUUUUAUUUAGACAGUUUUUUGAUUUUUAUGUUUCAAAUGCUGGAUUAAUUAUGUUUAGGCCCCUGGUAAUGAAAAAUGUCACGUCUGUAUUGUAUAAUUUUGUCGCAAAGCUGAAUUAAAUUUUCUACUACUUUACUCCUGUGAAUAAAUGGAUGAAGGCG